Molecule: messenger RNA, 7635 nt
Organism: Cheilinus undulatus (humphead wrasse)
Lineage: Eukaryota; Metazoa; Chordata; Actinopteri; Labriformes; Labridae
Gene: tsc1b
Product: TSC complex subunit 1b
Exons: 22
Coding region: 349-4209 (1286 amino acids)
Biological process (GO): negative regulation of TOR signaling; regulation of cell cycle; negative regulation of cell population proliferation
Cellular component (GO): TSC1-TSC2 complex
Source: RefSeq, a predicted model, not a curated record
GGGAGAUUCGUUGGUUUGUCUGUAAAUUAAACUACGCCUUCUGAGUUGUUGGACUUAUUAUGGCGCAGUAAUAUUGGAUGUUAUUACAGUGACUGAGCUGUUAAAGUUGCGGCUACGACUUGCGGGGCACUAACUUGUGGGAUUAUUUUGCAUGCAGCCCGACAGCGGAGGCUGACUGCGGUGGGAUGGGCUGUGAGGUGUUCAAGAUGGCGGCGCCCUGUGGAGUGCAGCUACUCUAACAGAGGUGCCUGGAGACUGUAUUGGUGGGUGGCCCCAGGAGUCCCCCAGGCAGGCAGGGACGGACACCUUAAGAGGAACGCUGCCUCCACCUCCAGCACUGCCGCCACCAUGGCCAGAGAGCAGCCAAACGUGGGGGACCUCCUCCCACUCCUGGAGACCUCCGACCUCCACCAGCUCGAAGAAAUCAGAGGCCUCAUCAACGAGCAGCUCAGCACUGAGCGAGGGUCCAUGCUGUUGAAUGGGCUGGUGGACUACUUUUUGGAAACAAAUUCUGCACAGGCCAUUCAUAUCCUCUCCUCAGUAAGAGAACCACACGAUAAGCACCUUCUGGAUAAGAUGAACGAGUGUAUGACCAAACAGGCCUGCCGGCUGCCCACCCUCACCCUGCUUGGCCAUGUUAUCCGCAAGCAGCCGUCCUGGAUCCACAAGAUCGCCCGAUACCCCCUGCUGCUCUCGCUGCUCAAAUGCCUGAAGAUGGAUACAGACGUAGUGGUGCUGAUUACUGGAGUGCUGGUGCUGAUCACUCUACUACCCAUGAUCCCUCAAGCUGGGAAACAACAUCUAUGGGAGUAUUUUGACAUCUUCGGACGAUUGGCAUCUUGGAACCUGAAGAAUCCUGGGCAUGUUUCAGAGGUUUACUUAAUCCACCUCCACGCCAGUGUCUACUCUCUCUUCCACCGUCUCUAUGGCAUGUACCCCUGCAACUUUGUGUCGUACCUGCGCUCCCAUUACAGCAUGAAGGAGAACAUGGAAACCUUUGAGGAGGUAGUGAAGCCAAUGCUUGAACACGUACGUAUUCACCCAGAGCUGGUGACGGGAACAAAAGACCAUGAGCUCGAUCCCACCAGGUGGAAAAAGUAUGAAAUCCAUGAUAUCGUCAUUGAAUGUGCCAAAGUGUCUCUAGACCCCAAGGAAGCCUCCUGUGAGGAGGGUUAUGCCACCAUGCCUGAGAACUUUUACCCCCAAAUCCACCUACGACCACAAGACUGCACUUCCAGCCCGUACACAGACCUCCACAGCAGCUACGGAAGCUCUUCUUCGACCCCAUUCUCCACUCCAAGGCAGCCACUUCCCCCGCCCCUGUCCUUGCCCCCCUUCUCAGGGACACAAUCCUCCCACCGCAGCCCACAGACCUCCAGACGGCAGAACUCCACCUGUGAACUCAAUUCUUCCUGCGGGGGGAAGGACCCUCUGUGGAGCCCCUCCUCGUUGUGUGGCAUGGCCACGCCCCCUUCCUCCAGGGGCAUGUCGCCCAACUUAGAGAUCUCCCACAGUGCCUCACACCUUCCCAGCCGCUUCCACUGCACAUCAGGAGGGAAAGGAACGCCUGCCUCCAGCACUCCAGCCACCUCCUCCCCACCCCCCACUCUCUCAGACGACUUCCCCAUUAUCUCCUUACCAGCCAACACAGUCCAGUCCAGUCCACCAAGAAAGGAUCGUCGACAUGGAGAAAGCAACAAGCCUGCACUGGUGAGACAGGAGCCUGUGAAAGAUGCAGAGAAGAGUGCUGAGGCAGCUACAAACAGAGAUACAGGAGCUGCAGAGAACAUCUCCAUGACUCUGACAGAGCUGUCGGUCUUUAUGAAGAAGCAGGAGCUGGAGCUUCAGCUGAGAACAGAGAAAGAGAGGGAGGAAGCUGCCAUCACAGAGGAGCUGCUGAAGAUCACUGAGGAUAAGCAGGAGCUGUCGGGCCUGAGGGGGUUUGACUCCCCAUUCUAUCACACCACUGAGACUCUGACCGGCUGUCAGGCUCAAGACAAGAUCCUCUCCAACAACCAGUCUGGAGGUCCUGUCCAAAACGCCCACCAUGUGGAAGCUACACCAGACAAAGCAGAGAGCACUGCGAGUACCAGCGGCGUCGGGAGUGAGCGAGGAGGAGGAGGAGGAACAGGAGGAGACAGCAGGAGCUCAGCCCUCGGUCUUGAACAGUCAUGGUCCUUUCAGUCAGGUUUCACCCCCAUCGAUCACCACCUACACAGGAGCCCUUCAGCCCCAGAAGAUGAGGUGGGGAAGUUUGGGAUGUUCUCCCCCAGCCCUUGCAGCAAGACCCCAGCCCCCGUGCCCUAUGAGUCUUUUUUCGACCUGGCUCUGCCCCGGGCCGCCUCGCUUUUUGUGGGACAGAAGACGUCGGAGGCGGUGCACAAGGCAGCGAUGGAGAGGCUGUCACAGUGGGAGGAGGGGCUGGAGGAUGGGGAGGAGGAAGGAGUGGUGUCUGCUUCGCCACUGGAGGUGCUGGAUCGCCUUGUUCAGCAGGGGAGCGACGCCCAUGAUAAAGUGCUCAAGAGAUUACCUUUGCCAAGUAAGUCAGCUGACUGGACGCACUUUGGAGGCUCCGCUCCACUGGACGAGCUUCACACGCUGCGCAGCCAGCUGCUCCUGCUGCACAACCAGCUGCUGUACGAGCGCUACAAGAGGGAGCAGCACGCCGUCCGCAACCGACGCCUCCUCCGACGCAUCAUCAACGCCACUGCACUGGAGGAGCAGAACAAUGCCAUGAAGGAUCAGCUGAAUCUGCAGAGUGUGGACAUCUUAUCUCUGAGGGAGAGUCUGCAGGUGGAGCAGCAGCGGUACAGGCAGCUGUGGGACGACCGGGAGACGGUGGUGACCAGGCUGCACAGUCAGAUCAGACAGCUGCAGCAGGGGCGAGACGACUACUACACCAAGAACCAGGAGCUCCAGAGUAAGCUGCAGGAGUGUCAGAAAAAGAUGGAUGAAAUGGAGGCGGAGCUUCAGAGGGCCAACAACAAAGUCUGCCACACAGGUCACCUUCUCAACCAGAUGACUAUUAAGCUGAGCAACAGUGAGAGCACCCAGCAGCAGAUGAGCUUCCUGAACAAGCAGCUGCUGCUCCUCGGGGAGGCUCAUAAGCUGUCCAUGCAGGAGUUACACCACGCAGGCGCCGAUAACACAAAGGAAGCCCAGAUGCUGAAAGUUUCUUACGGUAAAGAAGUGGAGACACUUAGACAGAGCCUGCUGGUUCAGGGUCAAAAACUGGAGGCAGCACAGCAGAGAGUGGCCGAACUUGAAACACUCCUUACCAAGAAAGAACACCUCAUUGUGGAGCAGAAGAAGUUCCUUGAGGAUGUAAAAUGCCAAGCAAGGGCGGAGCUGCAGGCCUCAGAGAGCAGGUAUCAGGCGCAGAGAAGAAUCACUCAGCUGCUGCAGACUGAACUCCUGCAGCUUUACAGCAGAGUGGAGAUGGAAGCUCCAGCCAGCACAGUAACCAGUUCACCACCAGGGGGCAGAGCUGACCCACACACUAGUGCUGACUCCAGUGUCAUGGUGCCAGAUGGACCAAGUAAACCUCACACCAAUGAGGAGGUGGACAGUAGACAACCCCACGAUUCCCCUCGGGGCAACGGCAGCACUUUAUCGCCAGGGCAACCAAAGGCGAGCAACUCUUCCAAGACAACAGCUAAUUCCAUCAAUGGCAGCCAGGACUUGGCCCCGCCCCUUCUGGUGGAGCCCUCCCCAUCCUGUCCCCACAACAACUCGCUAACACCCCAGCACCCCUCUGACGCGCCGCUUACCGUCGGCUCCUAUCCCAGCGCCAAGAGCUUCCUGGGCAUGAGGGCGCGGGAGCUGUUCCGCAACAAAAGCGAGAGCCAGUGUGAUGAAGAGCAACCACCGCCGCGCCUGGCCGGCCUAGCACACGGCCUGAAAACUGAGCUCUGCGUGGAGCCGCCCUGCUCGGGCUAUAUCCCCCCUGUCAGUCCUGCACCUUCCCCCGUCCCGCCUCCGCCCCCUCUUCAAGCUCCUGCUCCCACCCCUACCCCAGCAACCCCUCUCACUGUGCCCACCAAGGAGCCCCACUCUGAGCCUAAGCAGCGGGCCUCCAGCCAGGAGAGCCCUAGAAGGAAGGCAGGGGCAGGGCCAGGUGCAGGGCGGGGUCACACGGGGUCAGGUCGUCCCCGGCAACAGCAGCUAAAGAUCAUGGACUAUAAUGAAACACAUCACGAGCACAGUUAAAGACACAGAACUGGGCUGGGUGCAGGGCUGAGACUGAGAGACUGAAGUUUAAUGACGAGAAGAGCUACAAAUCAGAGAAAGAGUAACAUGUCAGCAACUCUUUGGAUUCAGUGUUAUAUGUUCCAUUCCUCUGAGUGGACAACAGGAUUUCCCCCUAGUGUUGUUCAUUAUUUUUCCUCUUUUUUUCCAAUACUGAUUCAUUCCCCUGAAGAAUUUCAACAAGGUUACAGGGAAACAAUUUGGAUGAGUUGUUACCAGUGAAUAUGCUAUGACUUAUGAAUCUGAUUAUAAGACGAUGAUGCUCAAAGAUAAGCUUACAGGAAGUGACUGAAGGUAUCAAAUACUUACCUGUGAUACUGUGAUGUUUAAAGGUUCAGUUCCCGUUAAAAUGAAUAAUUUCCUUCUUGUUUUAUUUAGCUGUAAGUUGUCCAGAUUGUGAGAAGUGUCACUGAUAUUUUGUUUGACGGCUGCACAAAAAAAGAGUAACUGGGGCUCCCACCUCUCAGCUGAAGAAAUAAUCAAUAAUCCGAUAAACGCUUUCAGCCAUACAAAUUUUGUCGACUAAAACUAUGGCUAAAAAUGUCUUCUUUUUUCCAUGAGACAGCCUAGACUAGGUCGAGCUAAAAACAGAUCUGUGAUGACUAAAACUCUAAUUUUGUUUUUGUGAGGAAAUCAAAAAUCCAUGAUAUUUCUAUAGUGGGGUUUAAUUGUCAAAACUGCCUGCUGCUCUCUGCCUCUCAGCUGUAGAAAGCAGGGGUCUCUGGUUUUGCAGCAUGCAUAAACAAGACUAGUGAUAUUGUGGCACCAGAUUCAAGCAAGAGAAUAAAUGUCUAGACCAAUAAUACAGACUAAAAUGUGAGGACUUUUAAUGACGAAAGGUGGACUACAUUUUUUUUCCUUUUCUUUUUUGACUAAAACCAUAAAAAGUAGAAAUGACUAAAAUUUAACUAAAACUCAAAGGCAUUUAAUCUAUAGAAUAAAUCCCAAAACAUCUUGUUGCGCCUUAAUUGCUAUCUCCAACACAGCGACAGCAGUACGUCAACAGUCUAACUCCCCACCAGCCACUACUGGGCCAGGUGCUUGAUACCAGAGCCUUGAGCCCACUUGGGAAUCACCUCCCAGCCUCACUGGGUGAGUGAAAAUACAACUGGAACUGCAGUGUUUCAGCAGCUGAGGCCUCCUGUUUAUUCUACAUCUCAAACAAAAAAAAUGGCACUACAUUUCUUUUUCUGUGCCCUAAAGCACUUCAACCAGAGCUGCUACUACAGCAGCCAAGAUGGACAAAACAGCUGUUCUCUUGGGGAAACACUUGGGUCCUAAAUAAAGCAGUGGCCUUGGUGUGUCCACAGACGUCUGGCUACCGCUGGUGUGGCUUUGUUCAUGUAAAAUAAGAGGGGUGAUUGUUUUGACUUAUUCCAGACGGCACUGAUGUGUUGUGGAUUUAAGGCUAAAUUUAAAAAUAUUUGUCAAAAUUAACACUGCUUUCUAGAGUGAUGGAGAUUAUUAUAAGACUAAAACCCCAUUUACUCUUUGCAUCAACAUCAGUGCUGGGUAAAAGACCACCAAGUUGCAAUACUUAAAGUUAGGUGUAAAUGUGUACUUGAUAUUGAGUUGAUAUUCAGUAGCUGAGGCUGCACACAGCUUUCAUCCAGACUGGCUUGGAAGGAUAGACGUUCACACUUACUUCCAUGCAUUAAAGACCACUCUGUCAAUUGAUGUAAUCUGCAGUAGUAGGCUAGUAAGCAAAAGCAUGACUUUCUUGCAUCUGUCCAACCUUGUUGGUCACUCUUUACUUUGAAGUGAGUUGUCUUUUCCAUAUAACAGUGCCCCCCAAGGUUCAUUUGCUCUGUUUCCUUUACAAGUAUGUUCAUGAAGAAAUAGAGGAGAAAAGCUGUUAAAAAGAUACCACUAGCCUCAGAGCUUGUGGAUAAUUCCCUCCUUUUUAUUGCCAGUGGAAGACGCUGGUAGUCAAUCAUGUUACAGCUUUUCUCCCUUGUUUUGUCAUCAACAUGCAUCUAAGGAAACUGUGAUUUACUAUUUAGCAAGUAAACCUUGUAGGUGUGCUUGUCAGGUUAAAAUGUUGACUCAAUUUAAGACAAAAAGUGAACAGUGAGGCUGGGCAGAUGUAAGUUGGUCACAAUUUUGCUUACUGGCGACCAAACGGCCAGCACCAGUAUAAAAUGGAAUGGAAAUGAUGUCUGGGCUUUUAUUUGCGUAAGAGGCAAGCUAGUAAGUUCAUGUUAAUUUAGUGUGAACACGUGUGCUAAAAGGCAGUUGUCUUGGUGUUGUUCAGCACAGAUGUUAAUGCUAAAUGUAAAUUGGGCUCAAACUUGCUGUUUAAAUGUUUAAAAGUCUCUGAAAAUGUAAGAUCCCUGAUUAAGGUUUCUAUUUGAGUGGCUGUGUUGGCAGGAAUCUCAGAAAGAAAUAUCUCAAAACCUGGACACCUUAGACCUAAACUCUGAGUGAUACACCUGGAGCUGAAAAAAAGAAGGUUGUUUUUAUUAUUUGAGUGAACUGGCCCUUUAAAUGUAAAAACUACCACUUUCAGUUGCACCAGAUAUUACCUAAAAAGCAAGACACGUUACAUAUAUCUAAAUUACUGUAAGGCAUGCUAAAGCAUUGAAAGUGGACUGAAGUAUGUUUGAGUUAUCAGAGUACAUGUGGAGCAAGUGUUACAUCAAUGGAGGUGAUUGGUACGUGGAGACGUUUGGUUUCUUCUGGAAGUUGAACUUACCAUUACUGGACUUCACUAACAUUUCCAUAAAGAAACUCCAUUGACUUUUUUGUCCAGGAGGAGAAUGUGUUGUGUGAAUGUGUGAAUGGAUUCUUGCAUUUAGGCAAAGACUAAAUUAUGGGAGUUUUUCAAAUUUGGAAAUGAUGAAAUAUUAUGCAUUUUUUAAUAAUUCAACAUAUCCGUCUUACCUUUUUACUUUUUAUUUAUUUGGCCAUGAAGGGCACUCAAAAGUACAAAUUUAAAUCGGACAGUGCAAGUGAGGACCAGCUGAUCUUUUUGAAGUGAAAAUUUAUGUUUCUGACUCCAAAAAGAAAUAAAAAAACAAAAACAUCUUAUCCAACCUGGCUCCCAUUCUGCAGGUCCAAUAAACUUGGAGUUACUUCAUUUCUCUUUAGUAUUAGAAGUUUCCUCCGGUUCUGGAAGAGUUUUAAAUCCUGUUGUCCACUGGGAACUCCUGCUGUCACUUUCUUUUGCCUCGCUAUCUAAAGCAUGUUCAACAAUCCACUUAAAUGCCAACCGUAGUAACUACAGCAAACCAAGACAGAAGGUACAAUCAGCACAAAGUGAAGAAACCAGGACUCUGACCGGAGCGGGAGAAUCUGGGACAAUACGGCAAAAAAGGAAGUUCUUAAAGCAGUGGCUUGUGUUUAACUGUGAACAAUAAAGAUCGUCUUCAAUGUUUUGCACUACAA